Molecule: messenger RNA, 798 nt
Organism: Candidozyma haemuli
Lineage: Eukaryota; Fungi; Ascomycota; Pichiomycetes; Serinales; Metschnikowiaceae
Gene: FIG1
Product: Fig1p
Exons: 1
Coding region: 1-798 (265 amino acids)
Biological process (GO): conjugation with cellular fusion
Cellular component (GO): mating projection tip; membrane
Source: RefSeq, a predicted model, not a curated record
AUGUUUUGCAUCUCCCUUAUUACCAAGACCUUUACUGUGGUCUCACUCAUUAUCGCCUUGUUCCUCUUGGGGUUCCUUCUUAUUGGCAAUGUCUCUGCUGCUCCAGCAUACUCGUCUGUGUUCAUGGUAAACUUUAAGUUCAAUACCACUGCUGAUGCUUUUCUGGAGGUGAUAUCGACCAACACUUCGCUGAUUGCAAAGCGGUCCAUCACUGCCAACUAUAUGGGCAUUUGUGCUCGCCUUGAGGAUGGAAAGAAGGUGUGUUCUGCGGCAGGCAACUACACUGCUUUAGACAAAUACCUUUCAGUUGGAGCUCAGGGAACGAAGAUCAGUCUCGCCGAGAUAGCUUCCAAGUUUACUGAAGCUUGCCACCCUCGGUUACUCAUUGUCAGUCUAAUGCUCGUGGUGCUUCUUCUUCUUACGGUCCUUUGGUGCACCAUUCCAUUAUUACCAUCUAAGCCGCUUAUUAGAAAGAUUUCUGUGGGCUUGUGCCUUCUUUGUAUUCUUAUUUGGGGCCUUGGACUGAUGCUUCAACAUCAGACUGUUGCGUCUACUGUGAAGCUUGUGGGUCCUAGCUCAAUGGGUAUGGUUAUCGCUACUAAAGGCGGGCGUGCUGAGGCCAUGACAUGGACGGCGUUUGCGUUUUUGUUAGUUGUUUUGGGUAUGUUGGCGAAGCUGGUGUUUCAAGAUAUGAGGCAGGCCAAGCCCAAGGCUGAACCAGAGCCACCCAGAGACCCAUACCCCAUGCAACAGGAACGGUACUACUAUGCGGAGCCCAAGAAGUAUGGGUAUGCUUGA